Molecule: messenger RNA, 2435 nt
Organism: Salvia miltiorrhiza (redroot sage)
Lineage: Eukaryota; Viridiplantae; Streptophyta; Magnoliopsida; Lamiales; Lamiaceae
Exons: 9
Coding region: 243-2018 (591 amino acids)
Biological process (GO): proteolysis
Molecular function (GO): serine-type endopeptidase activity
Source: RefSeq, a predicted model, not a curated record
GGACACAACGAUGACGUGUCGCCUUUAUCCAAUUCACUUUCUAAAAAUAACAAAGGAAAGUAAAUAUAAAAAGAAAAUCCCAUUCUCACCCCUUUCAAGGAAGCUCCUACACAGUGGAAGAACUUCGAUUUGGUGAAGCCACGCAUCUCAGGUCAAACUCGAGCAAAUUCAAUCGAUAUUUCGCCAAAAAUUCAAAACUAACAAAAUACAAUUCGCAAAUUCUACUGGAGAAGUAAUCAAUCAUGGCGAUCGCCCAAUCUAACAUGAAUCCGGCGAUCCACCUAGCCGCCGCCACAUUCCGCCACCACCACCGCCGCUGCCUCCUCCAAUUUCGCGACUGCUUCACCUCUCCGCGCAUCUCUUCCGUCCGCCGCCUCUCGCUCGUGUCUGCGAGAGUCAGAGCGUUCUCCACCAACGAGACUCAGCCGGCGGAUGUUGAGAAGAUCCCGAACAAACCGCCGAUAUGCACCGCCGACGAGCUCCAUUACGUCACGGUCAACAACUCGGGCUGGAGGCUCGCGCUCUGGCGCUACAGCCCGUCGCCGCAGGCUCCACCAAGAAAUCAUCCACUGCUGCUGUUAUCCGGUGUGGGAACAAAUGCCAUCGGAUAUGAUCUUUCUCCUGGGUCUUCAUUUGCCCGUUAUAUGUGUGGCCAAGGAUUUGACACCUGGGUUCUAGAAGUUCGAGGGGCAGGAUUGAGCACGCAAGAGUUAGAUGGUAAGGAUGUUGAGAAGUCAGCUCAUGCGAUAUCUGAACAAAUGGAAGCUGCUGCAGAAAAUAUGAGUAUUGGUGCUCUCCCUGCCAACCAGCAAUCAACCUCCGUGCAGAGUAGCUCGAAAAAAGCUGAGAUUACCGUGGUCGAAGAAGAACUAAAUGGGCUUGCAACAGCAUGGGAUGAAUCGAGACUGGUGACAGAAUUGACACAAACUUUUACUCGCUUGUCAGAAAGACUUUCUGGAUUUCUUAGUGAAAGUCAAUCGAAGAUUAUGUCAGCCAAAUUCUUUGAUCAAGUAUCAGAACUCUUGGAGGGUUCCUUAAUAUUUGACCGCUUUAAUGAGGUAAAGAGAAACCUUUUAAGUUUGCUGGAGAGGAGGCAAAACUCUGCUGUUGGUAGCCAAAUUAGGGAUCUAAGUCAAAAAUUAGUAGAUAUCAUUGAAGAAGCUCAGCGUUCAGUUUCACCUCAACUUUUUGAUCUGCCAGAGCGUCUAACAACAACUUUACAAGAUUUCGAGAAGCAGUUGGACCUGAUUGUCAAAUAUGACUGGGACUUUGAUCAUUACCUAGAAGAGGAUGUUCCUGCUGCGAUGGAAUACAUAAGGGCCCAAAGCAAACCAAAGGAUGGCCGGUUACUUGCAAUUGGUCACUCUAUGGGGGGAAUUUUACUAUAUGCCAUGCUCUCACGAUAUAGUUCGGAAGGUAGAGAUCCUGGAUUAGCUGCUGUCGUUACAUUGGCCUCGUCACUCGACUACACAUCAUCUAAAUCAUCUCUCAAACUGCUUAUUCCUCUUGCUGAUCCUGCUCAGGCUCUUAAUGUGCCGGUAGUUCCUUUAGGAGCAUUACUGUCUGCAGCUUAUCCUCUUACUUCCAGUCCACCUUAUGUCUUAUCAUGGAUGAAUGACUUGAUAUCAGCCCAGGACAUGAUGCACCCUGAGCUGUUAAAGAAACUCGUCCUCAACAACUUUUGUACUAUUCCAGCUAAAGUAUUGUUGCAAUUAACCACUGCUUUUAAAGAAGGGGGCCUCCGUAAUAGAAAGGGUACAUUUUUUUACAAGGAUAAUCUUCAUAACAGCAAUGUUCCUGUUCUAGCGCUGGCUGGAGAUCGUGACUUGAUCUGUCCACCAGAAGCUGUAUACGAGACUGCGAAGAUAAUUCCCGAGCACUUAGUCACCUAUAAAGUAUUUGGAGAACCUGAUGGUCCACAUUAUGCUCAUUAUGAUCUGGUGGGAGGACGACUGGCCGUGGAACAAAUAUACCCCUGUAUUGUCCAAUUUCUAAGCCGCUAUGACUCGGACCAAUAGUCCUAAAGCAAUAUGGUUCAGAAGCAAACUUCGCAAUUGUCCCGCACUAUUGUAUCAUCUUUUCUCGAAGCCAUUGGUUCUGGUGGUGCCUUGGGCGGAGUUAACUCAACUUUGCUGGUGAGCUUUCCUAGCAUCCCGCUUCAUCAUCGUCUGACGACCACACUACAUUUUGACGACAUACGGGGGAUGCUAUUUCUUCCUAGAGGAUUCUGAAUCCUUUCAAUGGAGUCAGACUCAAAAGCUGAUUUCUUGUGGUUUUACUUUCUAGUCCGUGAUCAGUACUUGAUUUCUGUUUUCCUUUUAGCCGACAAUUGUAAACUAGAAUGGAGCAUGACAUAUCUGUAAAUGGUGUACAUUUUUUUAUGCGUAUGAUGUUUUAUAUGUCAUGAAGAUAUUAGAUAUAUUUAGAUUUAAGAA